CGAACCUCACGCGGGGGUUCGUAUGGCUGGACGGGGAACCCGAUCCGGGUUCCCCGUUGCCCGAGACUUCCCCGCCGUACCGGAUAUCAUCGGACUGGAAGAAAAUCAAGGACACCCGUUUCCAGUCGGCAGUGCGGUUAUCCCGGAUCGUGGUGGACUCAUUCCGGGCCGGGUUACCGGGCGUGAGGUGGUUCGUGAUGGGGGACGAUGACACGGUGUUCUUCCCCGACAACCUCGUUGCCGUACUGGGGAAGUACGACCACCGGGAGAUGUACUAUGUCGGCGGGAACUCGGAGAGCGUGGAGCAGGACACGUUGCACGCGUACGACAUGGCGUUUGGCGGCGGCGGUUUCGCGAUAAGUUAUCCAUUGGCGGCAGAACUGGUCAAAAUAAUGGACGGCUGCCUGGACAGAUACUCCUACAUGUACGGCUCAGAUCAAAGGGUGUGGGCAUGUGUAAGCGAGCUUGGUGUUUCUCUGACCAGAGAACUCGGGUUCCACCAGAUGGACAUAAGAGGAGAUGCAUUUGGUCUACUGGCAGCUCAUCCUUUAGCACCCCUUGUAUCCCUCCACCACCCUGAAAGUAUUCAGCCACUUUUCCCCAACAAAACCCUACUCCAGUCAUUCCAGACCAUCAUCCAGGCAUACAAGCCCGAUCCGGCGAGAAUAAUGCAGCAAUCGAUCUGCUACAACAAGUGGAAAUGGUCAAUAUCCAUCUCUUGGGGCUAUGCUGUCCAAAUAUACCCUCGGGUUUUGACCCCCAAAGAGUUAGAAAUGCCACUGCAGACGUUCCAAACAUGGCGUACAUUGAGCAACGGGCCUUUCACGUUCAAUACCCGACCUGUGAGUCCUGACCCGUGCCAGCAUCCCAUCGUGUUCUAUUUAGAUUCGGUUAAUGAUGUGGCCCAAGAGGGCGUGACGGUGACUACUUAUAAGAAGUUAUUGGACCGGCCAAAAAACAAGUGUCCCUUCAUGAAUUACCUCAUUGCAGUUGGGGUAGAGAAGAUUGUUGUCUCUGCUGAGAAAAUGGACUACCAAUUGUUGAAUCAGAAACCGCGAAGACAAUGCUGUGAGAUCAGUGAAGGUUU
Messenger RNA from Cuscuta epithymum, 1087 nucleotides. The record is from the annotation of a GenBank genome assembly. NCBI's taxonomy places the organism in Eukaryota, Viridiplantae, Streptophyta, Magnoliopsida, Solanales, Convolvulaceae.